Messenger RNA from Guillardia theta CCMP2712, 240 nucleotides. RefSeq lists its product as hypothetical. The transcript has 2 exons. The coding region runs from base 1 to 240 and encodes 79 amino acids. NCBI's taxonomy places the organism in Eukaryota, Cryptophyceae, Pyrenomonadales, Geminigeraceae. The record is from RefSeq and is a predicted model, not a curated record.
AUGAGCUCAAAGGUUGAAACGAAGAAUGUAGACACCUCUGACUUGUCUCAGAUCACGAUCGACAAGGAAGAGCCAGCCUGCUUCUUUGCAUUUUUAGUGCCCAAGAAAGCGCAUGUAAACUUCAAGGGGAAAGACGGUAUGCCGUACACGAUACGCAUGAAAUUACAAGACGUGCAGCAAGUGGAGCAAUAUCUACUGGAGGUCAUGGAGGACGAGCAAGACCGAGAUCUUUAUCGAUAA